GAUUUCAAAUGUCAACAUUGGCUACCAGAAAUCGCUUACCCCACCUUUAAGUGUCUGUAAACGGUAACAACACAGUUUGCUCAUGGGUCAGGGAGUGCAAAAAUUCGAUUCUUCAGGGACUGGCCAGUGCCAUGUUGACCUUUGGACCACCUUGAUCUGAGGGUAGUAAAGGCCUAAACUGAACUAUGACAUUCACUAUGUGAAGAGACUGAGUCAUUCUCAACUCUCUGCCAAACUACAGUUAUUAAUAAACUGCCUGUUGUUGGUGUGUGAACAGCAAUAAUAUCCUGAUCAAAAGGGGGAGGGAAAUACCUGAUAAAUCUGGGUUAUAUGCCAUUAAGUGUCAGUGCUCAUUACACAUUUGAAAUUGAGCAAGAGGAAAACGGCUACUUGAUGCACCAGUUGAAAAAAAUGGGGUGGUGACGUGUUUAAACAAUGAACGUAUAAAAUUCCACCCCCCAUUAUAUUUUGGCCUUUUUUUAGCAUGGAAACAAGAGAGCAGCUGCCCUUCAGUCUCUCUCCCUCUCUGACCAGCUCCUGUUUGUCACACACCCUUCACACGCUCACAGCUAGCAGACUCAUUUCAUCGCACAGCUAAGUCAUGGCGGACAGAAAGGACAGCAAGAUCCCCAGUAAAGUCGGCCUGAUAAAGAAGAAAGAAAAGAAAGUGGAGAAAGUAGAGAGUAAACCUGAAAAGGAGAAAGAAAAGAACAAAGAUAAAAGUGAAAAGGUGACAAAGAAGCCAGAGAAGACCCCAGAAAAUCAGCAAAAAAAUGAGGAGAUGCCUCAAGGAAAUGGGGAAGUAGCAGAAGGUGCCAAAGGCCCGGUCAAAGAUGAGGAGUUUGAGCUGGAGCCUAUGGAGCUGCCUCCAUUCGAGAUCAUUAUAGGAGACAGAAUGAACCCGAACUUCUUUAAAUUCCAAUUUAAAAAUGUGGAAUAUUCCUCCGGACGCAACAAGACCUUCCUGUGCUACCAGGUAGACAUUCAAGGAGGCGCUGCAGAGACAGAAGGCCUUCGCGGUUACCUAGAAGAUGAGCAUUCAGGUUCACAUGCUGAAGAGGCCUUCUUUCAACAGGUGCUGGCCUAUUAUGACAAGUCAUUCCACUACACAGUGACCUGGUACAUGUCCUCGAGCCCAUGCGCAGCCUGCGCUGCUAAGCUCAUAGAGAUCUUGCGAGCACGCAAGACAAUGUGCCUUAAUAUCCACUGCUCCCGUCUCUUCCAGUGGGAGGAAGCAGAGAUACAGGCCGGACUUCAGGCACUAGUUAGGGCGGGGUGUAAAAUACGCAUGAUGAGGCCUGUGGAUUUUGCAUAUGUUUGGUCUACGUUCGUUGAGAACGAGGAAGAUAACUUUACACCCUGGGAGGACUGUCAAGAUAACUAUGAUUAUUAUGAUGAGAGGUUGUGUGAUGUUUUAAAGUAGGGUAAAGAGCCGCAGCUGGCCUCUGAUUAAGACUGUUAAAAACAGCCUGGGCACCGCCUUUAAGCAAAUUUAGUACUUGAAAGCUAAUUAUUACAAUGUCCCUGUAACUACAACAGCAUUGUUUUCUCUGUCAACACUAUUCGUCCUGCAAAAUCACUUUGUUACCUUUAUUGAUUUUAAACUUACAUAAUGAAUUCAAACCACAAAAAAUAUAUAGGUAAUACUUCUAUUUUACUAAGUAUCAUUUUAAGAAAAAUUUUAGAAGCUAAACAUCUGGGUGCAAAAUUCAAGCAUUAAAUUCCAGUUAACUAAGCAAAUUCUUUUGCUAACUAAAAUAUAGUUUGCUUCGCUCUAGCCUCUAAGCAUUAUGUUUAAAUAUUCUAA
Molecule: messenger RNA, 1807 nt
Organism: Sinocyclocheilus anshuiensis
Lineage: Eukaryota; Metazoa; Chordata; Actinopteri; Cypriniformes; Cyprinidae
Product: C->U-editing enzyme APOBEC-2-like
Exons: 3
Coding region: 602-1423 (273 amino acids)
Biological process (GO): cytidine to uridine editing
Cellular component (GO): cytoplasm; nucleus
Molecular function (GO): RNA binding; cytidine deaminase activity
Source: RefSeq, a predicted model, not a curated record